This is a messenger RNA of Leptosomus discolor (cuckoo roller), 4619 nucleotides long. The record is from RefSeq and is a predicted model, not a curated record. Lineage: Eukaryota; Metazoa; Chordata; Aves; Leptosomiformes; Leptosomidae.
AUGGCAGCGAUCUACUCUGGGAUUUACCUGAAACUGAAAAGCGCCAAGACUUCUUGGGAAGACAAACUCAAACUAGCCCAUUUUGCGUGGAUUUCUCACCAGUGCGUCCUUCCUAAUAAGGAACAAGUAUUGCUCGAUUGGGUAAGCCACGCGUUGGUUUCAUACUACAAUAAGAAACCUGAACUGGAGGAUGAAGUUGUUGAGAAACUCUGGGCGUAUCUAGACAGUGUUAUCCAUAGUAGAAGACUACAGAAUCUCUUAAAGAGCGGGAAGACAAUUGGUCUCAGUUUUUCAGUUGCACAGGUCAUAAAUGAAAGGUUAUCAGAGGCCUGUUCUCAAAAAACACAGCAAAACAUUGGCACAGUGCUGAGUUGCUCCAGUGGCAUCCUUUCUACUCCUUCGCUCUCCAUCAUUUACACGGCAAAGUGUGAGCUCUUGGUUGAUCUCCUCAGCAAGCUGUGCAAGCUGGCAUGUCAGCAACUGGCUGCUGACGAUGCUGUGGGCUCCCAGUUGUUCAGUGUCCUCCAGCUUACCUUUGCUCAGUACCUCCUGAUCCAGAGGCAGCAAACCAACCCAAAUCGUGUGUUUGGACAAGUGACAAGUCACUUGCUCCAGCCAUGUCUGCUUCUGAGGCACUUGCUGACUGUGAGGACCUGGACACAAGCAGAUGACAACCACGUGCGUCAGCACCUGAGCAGGGACAUCCGAAACCAAGUAGAAACUUUGCUGCAGGCUGGGUUAUUCCAACCUGAGCUUUUCUCAUCCUACAAAGAGGAGCUGCUGCCAGAACAGGAGCUCCAGGAGAAGAAGAAAGGAGCUUUGAAAAGUCUUUUGCUACCAGUCAACACAGUGCAGACCAAGCUGGGCAAUGGCUUUUGUGAACCUGCCCUCCAUGGAGCUGUUGUGGCUGGUUCUGUAUCCUUGCUGUAUAAGCUCUUUCUGGACUCGUACUGUAAGGCAGAGAACCACCUUGUGUGUUUCCACAUGCUCAGCAGGCUUUUUGGUUGUCUCAGGCUCUCUGGCCUACAGCAGGGCAUGAGGGAGGAUACGCUCUCCCCUGCGGACUGGAGCACAGAGCUGCUUACUUUGGAACAGCUUCUGAACUCAGUGCUGAGCAGCGAUAUCUAUAACGUUGCCAGUGACCGUAUCCGGCACAAGGAGGUGCAGUUUGGGUUUUACCGCAGCCUAGCACAGAUGUUGAUGAGUCACUCCCAAGCUUCCAUCCCUGCUUGGUUCAGGUGUCUCAAACUCUUGAUGUCAUUAAACCACCUUAUAGUAGAGCCAGACCUGGAUGACUUAGUGGCCUCGGCUUGGAUUGAUGCCGAGGUCUGCGAGCCACGUACGAAGAAGCCCCAGGAGGCUCUCAUCAGCACCGUGUUUCAGACUUACUCCAAGCUGCGACAGUUCCCACGGCUCUUUGAGGAGGUGCUGACAGUCAUUUGCCGGCCAGCUGCUGAUGAGCUGAGGCUGCCCGUCUUCUCUGCUGGCCUGACAGAAAAGCUUCGUGAGUGCCUCCUUGAACUGCCACCCAACCAGAUUCUGGACAUCUUGUUGGCCUUGAAGCUAGUGUCAGUGAGCUCGGUGCUGCAUGCUUUUCUGUUCAACAUGAGGAGCCUGGAUGAUAUCACUCCUUCCCCUGUGGUCCUUCGCACUCAGAGUCUGCUGGCAAAGAUGCAGAAGGGAAUAAUUCAGCCACUGAUGGAGCUGCUGCAGGCUUCUAGAAGAGAGGAAGAGAAGUCAGACCUUUGGCUAAGAAAGGCCACUGACUCUGCUCUCCUCCUCCUUUACACUUGGGUUGAGGUAGACACUUUGUUUGGGGUUAGCUGCAGUAAAUACGUGUCUCCAACAGCUGGAAUUGCUGGUGCUCUUACUGAACCUGCUGCAAGGCACUGGGGCAUUUCAGCUUUCCUCCCUGUUGUAGAGGAGCAGUGUUGGGAGAGAGUCAUGGAGCUUGCAAAUAGUUUUCCCUCCACUAGUAAAUAUUGCAUAGAACUGCUCACGCUUCAGAAAAUGAAGAUGAUCUUAAUGCAGACCAAAGCUGACCUACAGGCCUUGCAGCAUGCCGCAGCUUUCAUCCUGGAGUCUGGGAGAUCCAGCGUGAGCAUGGGAGAAUCUGAACCAUGGGAUGGAGAUAUCAGUGCGAUAGGUGAUCUUACCUACCCCACGGCACACUGGCACCUCAUCAUUUCCAACCUGACUAUCCUGUUGCCGUUUAUUUCCGUGGAAGAUGUAGAGUACAUUGCAAAUGUGCUUCUAGAGACGUUAGUAUUGUCCAAAGCUCAGGAAGGUGCCACAGACCAGGAGCCUUCCAUCAGCAUUGGAAAAGUAUCUCUUGGUUUGAUGCAUAGCUCCUUUCUCCCAGAAAUGAGGCUCCUGCAUUGUGCUUUUCUGACCAGUCUUAUUCAUCAGUUCACUAGGGUGCUGCCCACUGCUGCCAAGGAUUCAGUAGAUCUGCCACUUCAACAGCUGUCUGCAGGUAAUAUCUCAUGGCAUGAAGAAAUCCUGGCUCCUUGCAGACCUGUGGACCCGUUGGAAGCACCGUCAGAAAACAAACUGUUGAAGAAUGAGGUCAGCUUGUCUUGGAAAACACUGGAGAAAGUUGCCCAAUGUAUAGUGGUGUUAGCAAAAAACGGCUGCCCUGUCAUUCUGAAAGAAAGUCAGCUAGAGAGCUGCUUGGGUUUGCUAGAAAUUGCUUCUCUUCUGAAACUAGACAGUCUUCUUCCCUCUGACUGUACCCGGUGUUUUCUGGUGUUCCUGUCCCUGCUAGCCAACACCAGGACUAGUGUCUCUUGCAGCAAGCUGUUAUUGCUGAAGUUUUUAAGUACCUGCUUCCACCUCCUGAGGUGCCUGCAAGCUGGUUUUUUUGUUUUUAAGGUGUUUCACGCCAGCGAUGUUCUCGAGGCUGUCAUGACCUCCCAGCUUACAGCUAGCAAGUUCUUCACUGAUGUCAUGACUGUUCCUGUUUGGGCACAGUAUCUCCAGGAAGUCCAAGCCUUUUUGGAAAACUUUCUUCAGAUGAUUAUUGAAAGAAGGCAAAGUGUGAGGCUCAACUUGGAAAAGUUCAUGUCUUUCCUGGUGAGCUGCAAGCCAGACGUUGGUGCAGCCAAAAGCAAAGGCUGGAAAAACUGGAAUCCUGCAGCUGGGCAGUUACUGCUCACGGCAUUCACCACACUGUGUCAUGUCGUCACACUGUACCUUCAGCAGCUGCCAGAAAAGAAGCUGCAGUCUGCAGAUGUACGGUCUGCUCUGUUGGAGCCAGUAGUUCUGCAGAUGGUCAGGACUGUUGAACAUGGUCUUCAGAGUAACACCCAAAACCAGCCUUUGCCUGUAGCAUUCAUACCAUCUGUCACUACUCUUCUCAAAGCAGAUCUGAGCUAUGCUGUCAAGAAGGGCUGGCAGAAGGAGCCCAGUAGGUUUUUGGAGCAACCCCGUAUUAAACUGUACCAAAAGUUUUACUCUCAGAUACUGAGAGAGCUGCCCUGCGCCGGGGAUAACCUGCAGUUCCUUCAGUCUGCGUUGCAGUUUUUAACAGUCUUCUGCUCAGUGCCAGAGUUGUAUCCUGGAAAAGAAACAGCGGUCAUGGUUGUUUUUGCCAUAAAAAAGCUUCUCACUGGUCCUGCAAUCACAACCCGGGUGAUCCAGAGCAUGGAGAUGGAGCUGACGGAGGUGCUUGUCCAGCUGCUGGGAAACUGCUCGGCCGAGGAAUUUUAUACCGUGAUGAGGCUGGUGCUGCAGGGACUUGAAAUGAGGAAUGUUUGGCAACAGAAGGCUAAAGAAGUAUUGUCAGCUGUUACACUAACUAGAUUGUUGCUCUGCUGCCCAUUAAGUGGAGACAAAGAGAAGGCUUUCUGGUUUGCCAGCCCGCAGAUAAUCACAGCUUUAGCUAUGCAAACCAGAGAGGCCUGCCAGGACCAGUCACUGAUUUCCACCAUAGUUGUGCCUAUUCUAGAGACUGUAGCAGCUCUGCUGAGGCAAGGAGAAGGGGUUCUCUUGAAUCCCCACCAUGUGGCAUUGGCAUUCAACAUUCUUUUAGCAGUCCCUCUGGAUCAUCUGAAGACAGAAGACUAUCGCGGUGUCUUCCUGGGAGUCCACGAAGUACUCUUCUCUAUUGUGCAGUGUCAUCCAAAGGUGCUGUUGAAAGCAGCACCAUCUUUUCUGAACAGUUUCCAUCGUCUAGUUGUUUCUGUCAUGCAUGAAGGACGUCAGAAAGGAGACAGAGGCAACACAGAUGAGUUUGAAGUUACGCUGAAGUGUGCACACUUGGUGGAACGGAUGUAUACUCAUAUUGCUGCAGAAAUGGAGGACUUUACUGUGUUUUCUGCUUUCAUUGUGGCUCAGUAUGUGACUGAAUUGCAGAAGGUGACUUUGCACCCAGAUGUGAAGAAACAUCUCACAGAAGGGAUAUAUCACAUCCUUGACCUUUGCAUUGAACGGGACAUCAAGUUCUUAAAUUCAUCGCUACCAGCAGGUGUAAGGGAGGUCUUUAAGGAUCUGUAUAAUGAUUACAACCACUACCACAAAGCAAAAAAACAGGGGGAGGAAAAGUAUACUGCGUGAUGAAUCCUGCCUGGUGCUGCGUAAUCAGUUACGAAUUGAUCUUGCAGUGCUCAGAAAAUUCU